AUGUACUUUCACGGCGCUCGCUUCUCCAAUUAUGAAGCAUUGCUAGGCGAUCCUACUCACAUUAAACCUAGUGCUCAGGUAGUUUGGCCGAUAGUAGGCCAAGAAAUUUUGAAUGGAGAUGUGGGUGGAGGUUUUCGAGGAAUACAAAUAACCUCUGGGUUCUUCCAGAUUUGGCGAGCAUCUGGAAUAAUUAGUGAAUUGCAACUUUACUACACCGCAAUUGGUGCAUUGAUCUUUAUUCGAAUACUCGACUGCACCUACCUACGACUCAAAUUAGAUGCUUUGACUGAAUUCACUGCCACCAACGAGAGAGCUAGUGCUUUUCUUGCAGAAUCUACAAAUGCUAUUAGAGCAGCUGAGAGUUCUUGGAUGGGGAGCAGAUUUGUGAAAAGAUUUUUGCAAGGAGAAAGGCAGCCGGCGUCUGCAAACAGACACGGCAGGCAGCCGAGUGUCCAAAUUCUCAGCCGGCUCGGCAAAAGAAUAUACUGGCACUUAGAUAAUAUAAGAUUUAACGCUUCGGAUUCCCCGAAUCAUUUUCUUGCAGAUUCAAAAUCAAACCAGAUCGACAGAAACGAAGAAAUGCUUCCUCUUAACUUCAACUCAUCUAUCAAUUCUUCAGCCAUAAUAAGUUGCUGGAAAACCAGUUUAAAGAAGUCUUCCGAAAGCCUUAGCAUGGAAAUGGUUUCUGAUAGAAAGGAUAGUCCUAAAAGAGAUGAAAAAGACAUUAAAAAAACUAUGAAGGGAAAUCCAAAAGCUCUCUCUCUUCCACUCUAUAGUAUUUUCUCCUUUGCAGAUGCCCUUGAUUGCCUUCUCAUACUUGUGGGAACGCUUGGAGCAGUUGGAACGGGUCUUGUCCUUCCCAUCUACCUUUUAUUAUUCAUUAGAGUUGUGAACGAAAUAGGGCUAAAUACAGAUAAAGUGCCUCAGUAUGCCUUGCAUAUAGUUUAUCUCGCUAUAGCAGCAUUUGUUGUUGCAUGGGCAGAGAUAUCGUGUUGGAUGUAUACUGCAGAGAGACAAACUACAAAGAUGAGAUAUAAAUAUCUAGAAGCCAUAUUGAAGCAGGAUGUGGCAGUGUUUGAUACACAGAUAAGGACUGGAGCUAUUCUCGACAGCUUUUCUACUGAUUUUCUUCUUAUCCAGGAGUCUCUUGGUGAUAAGAUGGCCAGCUUUGUGUCCCACCUAGCAACAGUCCUUGCUGGGUUUUCUUUAUCGCUGAGUUAUGAAUGGAGUGUGGGUCUGGUUGUUCUUGCCAUAGUACCACUGGUCGUUGCAAUAGGGGCACUAUAUGCAUCUCUUCUUUCCAAAUUGACUUAUAAAGGUCAAACGGCACUAGGGGUCGCGGCAACCAUUGCCGAAGAAGUGCUUUCACAAAUUCGAACCGUUUAUUCCUAUGUUGGGGAAUCCAAAGCCAUGGAAUCUUAUUCAAAAAAGCUAAAAACUACAGUUGGGCUGGGUUACCAAGAGGGACUUGUUAAAGGUGUUGGAGUGGGUAUUGUAAAAGCCAUAGUUUAUGCUUCAUGGGGCAUGCUUUGCUGGUAUGCGGGAAAACUAUUGAGGAAUGGCAUUUCUAACGUUGGCAAUACUCUGACCUCGAUUUUUAACAUGCUUUUGGGAGUAGUAUCCAUAGGGUACGUGGUAUCGACCCUAACAUUCAUAGUAAAGGGAGGGGCUGCAUAUAACAAAAUAAUGGAGAUCAUUAAUCAGACACCAAUCUUGAAAGACAGUUUGAUUGAUGGGCUUGAAGCAGAUCAACUGGAAGGCAUCAUCGAAUUUAAGAAUGUUGGCUUCAGCUAUCCCUCACGUCCUGAUGCAAUUGUUUUACAAAAUCUUAAUUUGCUGAUACCUGCAAGAAAAACAGUAGCUCUCGUUGGUAGCAGUGGCUCCGGAAAGAGCACUAUGAUUUCUCUUUUGGAAAAGUUUUAUGAACCUACUCAAGGAGAAAUAAUGGUAGAUGGGCUUGACAUUAAAGGCCUAAAAACAGUGUGGCUAAGACAACAGAUGGGCCUGGUAAGUCAGGAGCCUGUUCUGUUUUCAACUAGUAUAAAGGAAAACAUAUUGUAUGGAAAGGAGGAUGCGAACAAAGAAGAAGUGAUGGCGGCUGCAAAGGCUUCCAAUGCCCAUGAUUUUAUUACCAACUUUCCCGAAGGAUAUGAGACCAAGGUUGGAGAAAAAGGAGUACAACUUUCUGGAGGGCAGAAACAAAGAAUUGCACUGGCAAGAGCAAUUGUGAAGAAUCCAAAGAUCUUACUGUUGGAUGAAGCCACUAGUGCCCUUGAUUCUGCUUCUGAGCGUCUCGUCCAGCAAGCACUCGAUGAGCUUAUGAUUGGCAGAACAACAGUGGUGAUAGCACACCGCUUAUCUACUAUUAAGAACGUCGAUACCAUAGCAGUUAUAAAAGAUGGGUGUAUUGUGGAAAUGGGAAGCCAUGAUCAACUAAUGGCCAAAAAAGGUGGAGGCGCAUAUUUUUCUCUGGUAAACUUGCAGGCAAUAGAUUACACCAAUAAUGAGAUAGAGCAGACAGUACAGGUGAUGCCAAAUCCAAGUGAGAAACAAGAUCCAAGUAUAGAAGCACAUAUAUAUGAAAGCAAUGAGAAUGAAACAAAGAUAGUUUCAAAGAUGGGGUCAGAAGUUAUGACAUCCAAGGGUUCCACCUGGAGAUUGUUAAAAAUGAGUGCAGUAGAUUGGCCAUAUGCAAUUAUGGGCAUGAUUGGGUCCACAAUUUUGGGUUGUCUUAUUCCACUACUUGCUCUAUUUAUGGCUAAAUCAAUGGCAAUUUUCUUCAUAAAGAAUCAUUCUGAAAUGGAGCGCAAGAUUGUGAUAAAUACCAUGGUGUAUUUAGGCAUUGCUCUCACUGCAUUUUUGGGCAAUGCUUUGCAACAGUUUUGCCUUGGGAUAAUCGGGACAAAUUUAAGCAAACAAGUUCGAGAGAAGAUGCUUGCAGCCAUUUUGCGUAAUGAAAUAGCUUGGUUUGAUAAAGAUGAGAACGGUAGCCUUCAAAUCUCCUCGCGAAUUUCUUCGGAUGGGACUCACGUAAAGGCUGUAAUUGAAGAAUUGUUUGUCAUUUCUCAGAACUUGAUCAAUAUGGUUGCUUCCAUCAUAAUAUGCUUUACAGCUCAGUGGCAAUUCAGCUUAGUCCUCCUCGCCACAUACCCCAUUCUUGCUGCGGGAAACAUUGCUCAGAAAAUGUCAGCUAACGGAUUUGGUGGGGAUCAAGCCAAGGCGCACAACGAAGCCACCGUUGUGGCAGGCGAAGCAGUGAGCAAUAUCAGAACACUAAUAGCAUUCAACGCAGAGAAGAAAGUUCUGUCUUUAUUUCAGAAUUUGCUCUCUAAUCCUGUGAGACGAAGCUUCAGAAGAGGCCAAAUCGCAGGUUUGAUAUAUGGGCUUUCUCAGCUGGGCUUGUAUUGCUCAUAUGCUUUGGCUCUUUGGAAUGCCUCAAGACUUGUUCUUAAUGGAACGACCACCUUUUCUCAAGUUAUUGUGGCAUAUAUGGUACUGAAUCUUGCUUCCUAUACACUCUCUGAUACAAUGACUUUAGCUCCAGAUGUUGUUAAAAGCACGCAAGCUGUGAAGUCGAUCUUCAAAAUCCUUGACAGGCAGACACAGAUGGAGCCAGAAGAUCCACAGGCAAUCAAUGUCCAACUCUUGAAGGGAGACAUAGAGUUCAGGAAAGUAAAAUUUUGUUAUCCUAAUCGACCACAAGUUGUAGUUUUUGAAAACCUAGAGCUGAAAUUGGAGGCAGGAAAAAGCUUAGCCCUUGUGGGAUCCAGUGGGUGCGGUAAGAGCUCCAUCAUUGCACUAAUCGAGAGAUUUUAUGACCCAACUGAAGGAACUGUUUCGAUUGAUGAAAUGGACAUCAGGAGUUAUCAUCUACGCUCUCUGAGACUGAAGAUUUCACUGGUGCAGCAAGAGUCUGCUCUUUUUGCUACUUCCAUCAGAGAUAACAUUGUGUAUGGAAAGGAAAACGCAACAGAAGAAGAGGUGAUUAAUGCUGCGAGAAUCGCAAAUGCCCAUGAGUUUAUCAGCAAAUUGCCUGACGGGUAUGGGACUUUGGUGGGUGAGAGAGGAGUGGAAAUGUCAGGAGGGCAGAAACAGAGAUUGGCAAUAGCAAGGGCAGUACUGAAGAAUCCUGCAAUCCUGCUUUUGGAUGAGGCUACCAGUGGAUUGGAUGCAGAGUCAGAGAGGGUUGUGCAGGAGGCCUUGGAGAGGGUGAUGGAAGGCAGAACAUCCAUUGUUGUUGCUCAUCGUCUCUCCACUAUAAAAAAUGUGACCUCCAUUGCAGUGGUGAAGGAGGGAAGGAUUGCAGAAAGGGGAUCUCAUGCAGAGCUCAUGGCCACACCUCAUGGCGAAUACAGCAGAUUGCUCAAUCUUAAGGCUAGCCAUCAAGCAGCAUCGAUUGAGCAAUAG
This is a messenger RNA of Cryptomeria japonica (Japanese cedar), 4407 nucleotides long. Its product is annotated as ABC transporter B family member 19-like. The transcript is spliced from 15 exons. Gene Ontology annotation, molecular function: ATP binding; ABC-type transporter activity; ATP hydrolysis activity. Bases 1 to 4407 code for a protein of 1468 amino acids. Gene Ontology annotation, biological process: transmembrane transport; photosynthesis. Lineage: Eukaryota; Viridiplantae; Streptophyta; Pinopsida; Cupressales; Cupressaceae. Gene Ontology annotation, cellular component: membrane; thylakoid. The record is from RefSeq and is a predicted model, not a curated record.